This is a messenger RNA of Paramecium tetraurelia, 473 nucleotides long. RefSeq lists its product as uncharacterized. The transcript is spliced from 3 exons. Gene Ontology annotation, biological process: fatty acid biosynthetic process. Gene Ontology annotation, cellular component: mitochondrion. The record is from RefSeq and is a predicted model, not a curated record. Gene Ontology annotation, molecular function: acyl carrier activity; acyl binding. NCBI's taxonomy places the organism in Eukaryota, Ciliophora, Oligohymenophorea, Peniculida, Parameciidae.
AUGAUCAGAGGAUUAAGAUUGUUGUAGAUGAGACCAAUCUUUUACUUUGCUGCUGACAAGACUCCAGCCACAACUUAAGGCAAACAAUAAUAAGCAAAGCCAAUUCAAGUCUAUAAAGAUGGAUAAUUGAUAACUAAAAAUUAUCUCCAAUUGAAGAAGUCAUAAGAUAUUGAAGGAUAUGUUCUCACCUUGGUCAAGAAUUAUUACAGAACAACCAACAAGUUAGCUUUAACAUUAGAUUCUGAAUUAGAAUAACACGGAUUGGAUAGUUUGGAUUCUAUUGAAUUGUCUAUGCAAAUUGAAGAAGACUUGGGAUACGUCAUCUCAGCUGAAACCUUACCAGUCUUGAAUAAGGUUAGACAUUAUGUUAAUUACAUUAAAUAAGUUGAGCAAUAUAAAGUGGAAAACAAUGCUGCUCCAUUGGCAUGAUUUAUAUCAUAUGCAUAUUAAGUAUUAAUAACAAAAUAAUAAUA